AUGACGGUUGACUCGGGACCUGGUGAGUGGAUCGGAUAUCAAAUCUUUUUUGGAAUCGCCGAGGGCAUUGGUUCGCAAUUGGGUGUGAUUGUGGUCCAGAAUGCCUUGCCAAAAGAGGAUAUUGCAGUGGGUAUCGCCAUUAUAAUGUUCUCACAGACCAUUGGUGGAGCGGUCUCCUUGGUUAUCGCCCAGAAUGUUUUUCAAAAUCGCCUCAUUGCCAAUUUUCACCAGUACGACCCGCAGCUAGACGCCAGCAAGAUCAUCAGCGGGGGUGCGUUGGAGAUCAGGAAUAUGGUUUCCAAGUCCGCUUUACCGGAGGCACUAUUCGCAUACAACAAGUCGAUAAUGCAGACUUUUUACCUCGCAGUGGCGAUGAGUUCCAUUUCAAUAUUUGGCGCCGUAGUCAUCGAAUGGAAGUCAGUGAAGAAAGGAGAACAAAAGGAUGCUGUUGGAGCUAGUCACUUGUGA
Molecule: messenger RNA, 468 nt
Organism: Talaromyces amestolkiae
Lineage: Eukaryota; Fungi; Ascomycota; Eurotiomycetes; Eurotiales; Trichocomaceae
Exons: 1
Coding region: 1-468 (155 amino acids)
Biological process (GO): transmembrane transport
Molecular function (GO): transmembrane transporter activity
Source: RefSeq, a predicted model, not a curated record